UUUGAUCCCCUCUUCUGGCUGCAUCAUUCACAAGUUGAUAGAUUGUGGGCAGUAUGGCAAGCAUUGCAGAUCCAUCGUGGAAAACCCUACAAACCAUACUGCGCUCUUUCAGAGGUCCAUCGUCCUUUGAAACCAUUUGCCUUCGAACCACCACUGAAUAACAACAAACAUACAUAUCGCCACGCAGUACCAACAGAUGUUUAUGAUUAUCAGUCAGACCUUCAGUACACUUAUGAUACGCUCUUCUUCGGAGGAAUGUCCGUUAGAGAGCUUCAGAGACAUAUCGAAGAAGACAAGGCUAAAGAUCGUGCGUUUGUUGGCUUCCUUUUGAUGGGUAUCAAAACAUCAGCAAAUGUUGACAUCACUGUCGACAGUGCAGGUAACACAUACAAUGCUGGAUCAAUAACAAUCCUUGGAGGCAGCAAAGAGAUGGAAUGGAGAUUUGAUCGACUUUACAAAUAUGAAAUUACUGGAGCACUAGCUGAACUUGGUGUAGAUAUGCACGCUGAUUAUAGCAUAACCUUACAGAUUACCGAUAUCAAUGGAACAGCUCUUCCAUCCACCGCAAUUCCAGAUCCAAUUGUGAUAUUCACUCCAGGAAGAG
Octopus bimaculoides (California two-spot octopus) is the source of this 604-nucleotide messenger RNA. RefSeq names its product hemocyanin G-type, units Oda to Odg. Gene Ontology annotation, molecular function: oxidoreductase activity. The record is from RefSeq and is a predicted model, not a curated record. Lineage: Eukaryota; Metazoa; Mollusca; Cephalopoda; Octopoda; Octopodidae.